AAUUUUAUGUUUAAUAUGUGGUGACAAAUCAAAUGGUAGACAUUUUUCAAUAUAUACAUGUGAACCGUGUAAAUUAUUUUUUAGGAGACAUAUCAACAAAAAAUCGCAAUUAAUAUGUGCAUCCAAUGGGAAAUGUAUUAUAAAUGUUUCGACAAGAAAAUUGUGUCCCAAAUGCCGAUUAGACAAAUGUUAUUCAAUGGGUAUGAAACAGGAAUUGGUUAAUUCAAACAUUAAUAGAUUAAUUAAAAAUAAUGAUAUCAAUGAUCUGGAUAUUAAAUCAACUGAAUUGUCUCAAAAACUUAAUGAUGACAUUUGGUACGAGUUUGCCAACUGGUUGAACAACAAUGAUAACAAUAGUGAAGAGGAGGAGGAGGACAGGGAGUCUAGUAAUGGAAAGUUAGAUAAAAUUGAAAAAAAUCAUAGAUUAGACGACACCACCACUACUACUACCAACGUAUCUAAUAUAGCACAGCCUAAGACUGUAAUGGUCGACUACGAGGGUCUCAAUCAGCUACAAGUCAACCGUAUCAAUGAGUUAAUAACCGCUGGCCGUGUUUUUCGGCAUCGGGUCAGCAAAAACAUUGUCCAUUUGAAUAACAAAGAAGAUAUUAUGCAAUUGAGUCGACAGAGAACCGAGGAGUCGAUUCGGGAGAUUAUCGCUUACGCCAAACGUGUCCAAUCGUAUACGGAUUUGUGCACCGAUGACCAGUUGAUAUUGGUCAGAUACGGGUCACUGGAUCAGCUUAUAGUCAGGAUGGUCGACUAUUUUGAUACUAAUAUCAACAAUUUUGUCUUAUAUAUUGAUAGUAACACAUCGUUGACAUUUUACGAGGACACCAGAGACCUGGGUCCUAACCGACGCCAAUUGGACAGUCAAUUGAGACCGGUUUAUAUGAAAUUUUUGACUACUAUGCUGUCCCAGUGCCGAAAUGACCCGAUUAUCACGGAAUUGCUAUCGGCAAUAGUUAUGUUCAAUCCAUACCUACCGGACCUCGAGCACAGGCAUACAGUCAAACUUGAACAACAAUUAUACAUAUAUUUAUUGCAACGAUAUUUGCAAUGGAAAUACCGAUUCGGUAGGGAAUGGGAGAUACGAUUGCAGACCAUAAUGAAUACAGUUAUGGAUGUGCGGACAUUGGGUGACAUAUAUAAGCGCAUUGAACACAACGAUUAUCGACAAUAUAUAACAAAAUAUGGACCAGAAUUUACCUCAUAUUAUGGUCCACUCGCUAAAGAAAUCUAUAAUUUUUUAAUAUAA
Oppia nitens is the source of this 1258-nucleotide messenger RNA. RefSeq names its product nuclear hormone receptor HR96-like. Gene Ontology annotation, molecular function: RNA polymerase II cis-regulatory region sequence-specific DNA binding; nuclear receptor activity. The transcript is spliced from 7 exons. Lineage: Eukaryota; Metazoa; Arthropoda; Arachnida; Sarcoptiformes; Oppiidae. Bases 197 to 1258 code for a protein of 353 amino acids. The record is from RefSeq and is a predicted model, not a curated record. Gene Ontology annotation, biological process: positive regulation of transcription by RNA polymerase II; cell differentiation; negative regulation of transcription by RNA polymerase II.